CGGUGUGAGAGUGAGUGAGUGAUAGGUAGAGGGUUUGGAGAAGAGAGAACUGAGUGUGAUUCGAUGGAGAAUAAUGGGAAGGGCGGCGAAGAUGAAUCCCAAAAGAAUAACAAUAAAAAGCGAAAGCAAGUUUUCCCAUACGGCAACUACAAGAGUUACUAUGGCUAUCGAAUUGGUCAAGGCAUGGAUGAAGAUCCUCGGUUGAAAGUGUUGAGGAAGGAAUGGUUUGAAGGCAAGGAGUGUCUUGAUAUUGGCUGCAACAAUGGGAUAAUCACCAUCCAGAUUGCACAGAAGUUUUGCUGCCGGAGCAUUCUUGGAAUUGACAUUGAUAACGAUCGAGUUCAGGAUGCAUAUUGGAAUCUGAAAAAAACUGUUAGAAUGAAAUCUGCUGGGAAUAAACCUGCCAAAGCCUCCAAACUUAAGGACAAGGACCAUGCAGACAAUUCCGAGAAUAGUGUUACUGUUUUGUCAAAUGUCAAUACAGAAGAUAGUUCAAAGGAACCUUCUUUAGAGCAAAUUGAUCUGUUUGAUAUAGUUUCAUUUAAACGAGAAAAUUUCGUUCAGAGUCGGCACCCACCGGGAAAGCACUAUGAUACAAUUAUCUGUUUAAGUGUUUCAAAAUGGAUACAUCUAAAUUGGGGGGAUGAUGGCUUACUUACAUUAUUUGCAGAGACUUGGAAACUGCUCCGACCAGGUGGCAUUCUUGUGUUGGAACCUCAGCCAUGGAAGUCAUAUGAAAGCAAUCGCAAUGCCUCAGAGACUACUGCUGCCAACUACCGAAAUAUUAUGAUUCGUCCAGAACAGUUUCAGGAAAUACUGCUAGAUAAGAUUGGAUUUAGAACAGUAAAAGAUAUCACUUCAGGUUUGACAGGUAGCAAGACCGGUUUCAAUAGACCAAUUUUGGUUUUUCAGAAAUGACCCAUGCAGAAAGUCAGGUGCAAAGUCAAUGUGAUUUAAUGUGGAGUCAUUCUUUCCCAUAGAGAAGUUUCUCUUUUAUAUUUUGAGAUUGGGAUUGGUUACUUAUAAACAGAAAGCUUGGGCGUGAUGCAGCUACUAUUCACAAUGAUAACUUCAUGUGCAUAGUGCGUCCUUUGUGUUUAAAAGCAGCAAUUAAGCAAAUUUGGAGUUGACAGAGGCUUGAUUGUAGAGAAUGAAAAUCAUAUUAUGUCUUUUGUGUAUUUUGCUAAUAGAAUGUCAAUUUGAUCUCACAAAAAUCAACAAAGAU
This is a messenger RNA of Gastrolobium bilobum, 1225 nucleotides long. RefSeq names its product probable RNA methyltransferase At5g51130. The record is from RefSeq and is a predicted model, not a curated record. The transcript has 8 exons. Gene Ontology annotation, molecular function: snRNA binding; RNA methyltransferase activity; O-methyltransferase activity. Gene Ontology annotation, biological process: snRNA modification. Lineage: Eukaryota; Viridiplantae; Streptophyta; Magnoliopsida; Fabales; Fabaceae. Bases 64 to 918 code for a protein of 284 amino acids.